Messenger RNA from Hyaena hyaena (striped hyena), 2070 nucleotides. RefSeq names its product flap structure-specific endonuclease 1 (gene FEN1). NCBI's taxonomy places the organism in Eukaryota, Metazoa, Chordata, Mammalia, Carnivora, Hyaenidae. The transcript has 2 exons. The coding region runs from base 183 to 1325 and encodes 380 amino acids. Gene Ontology annotation, cellular component: nucleus. The record is from RefSeq and is a predicted model, not a curated record. Gene Ontology annotation, molecular function: RNA-DNA hybrid ribonuclease activity; magnesium ion binding; 5'-flap endonuclease activity.
UGUACGUGGGUUGUGGGAGCUCCCAGGAAAGAGAGCGGCCAAGUGCCUGAGAGAGGGAAGUGCUUCACCAAGAAGGGGACAUCUGUCGUGGACCUUGUAGGAUGAGUACGAGAUCCGCAGGAGGGAGAACCUUCCAAACAGAAAUAACGGCUUGAUCACAGCCGUCUCUCCUCUCUCUUGCUAUGGGGAUUCAGGGCCUGGCCAAGCUGAUUGCUGACGUGGCCCCCGGUGCCAUCCGGGAAAAUGACAUCAAGAGCUAUUUCGGCCGCAAGGUGGCCAUCGAUGCCUCCAUGAGCAUUUAUCAGUUCCUGAUCGCCGUCCGCCAGGGCGGGGACGUGCUGCAGAACGAGGAGGGGGACACCACCAGCCACCUGAUGGGCAUGUUCUACCGCACCAUCCGCAUGAUGGAGAACGGCAUCAAGCCUGUGUACGUCUUUGACGGCAAGCCGCCGCAGCUCAAGUCGGGGGAGCUGGCCAAGCGCAGCGAGCGGCGGGCCGAGGCCGAGAAGCAGCUGCGGCAGGCUCAGGCUGCCGGCGCCGGGGACGAGGUGGAGAAGUUGACCAAGCGCCUAGUGAAGGUCACCAAGCAGCACAACGACGAGUGCAAGCAGCUGCUCAGCCUCAUGGGCGUCCCGUACCUGGACGCGCCCAGUGAGGCUGAGGCCAGCUGCGCCGCCCUCGCGAAGGCUGGCAAAGUCUACGCCGCCGCCACAGAGGACAUGGACUGCCUGACCUUCGGCAGCCCCGUGCUCAUGCGGCACCUGACGGCCAGCGAGGCCAAGAAGCUGCCCAUCCAGGAGUUCCACCUGAGCCGGAUCCUGCAGGAGCUGGGCCUCACCCACGAGCAGUUCGUGGACCUGUGCAUCUUGCUGGGCAGCGACUACUGCGAGAGCAUCCGGGGCAUCGGGCCCAAGCGGGCCGUGGACCUCAUCCAGAAGCACAAGAGCAUCGAGGAGAUCGUGCGGCGCCUUGACCCCAGCAAGUACGCCGUGCCGGAAAACUGGCUCCACAAGGAGGCCCAGCAGCUCUUCCUGGAGCCCGAGGUGCUUGACCCGGCGGCCGUGGAGCUGAAGUGGAGCGAGCCGAAGGAGGAAGAGCUUGUCAAGUUCAUGUGUGGCGAGAAGCAGUUCUCUGAGGAGCGAAUCCGCAGCGGGAUCCGGCGGCUGAGCAAGAGCCGCCAGGGCAACACGCAGGGCCGCCUGGACGACUUCUUCAAGGUGACUGGCUCGCUCUCGUCAGCCAAGCGCAAGGGGCCGGAGCCCAAGGGAUCCGCCAAGAAGAAGGCGAAGCCCGGGGCAGCCGGGAAGUUCAAACGGGGAAAAUAAAGUCGUUUCCCCUCACACCUCCCGGGCCCCAGAGUGUCGGCCUCUCUGUGUCCUUGAGCGCCCACCCCGGGGAAAGCUCUGUGGGGGUGGGGGCGGGGGGGGGCUCGCUGCUUCCCCUUCCCGAUAACGCUUUCCCUUCUCUACUUGAUCUUGCGGCUGGAAGGCCACAGAGGUACUUUGUUUUCUUCUCUUUUAGCUCAGGAAAGUGUGUCAGGCUCCUAACACCUCUCAGGCAACUUAAUGGACACUGAGCCUCUUGUUAAAUGAAAGGGAUAGUAACAGGUUUCGAAGAGGGAGCGGGGGAUAAGCGGUAGAGACAGAAGUCUGUAGAAAAGUGAUUUCCUGACUGGCCCCACUGGUGGCUGAUGGGAAGGGGGGUGGUGGCACCAGACUGUGUUUCUCUCUGGCCCAGCCUUGACCGGCCCUGUAGGACACGCAUCCAGAAGCCCCAGUCUUCUCAGAUGGGGAGAUUUCCUGAGAGGUAGGACGGGUGGGGAGCUGGGGUCCCCAGAGUUGGCCACAAGGGUCCGGCCACUGGCUGCGUGUCCUGGGGUGGGCGGAAACUGAAACCUGCUAUGUAACUUGAGCCUUCACAGUGGUCCUUUAGAGGCAUAAGAUGGCCAAAUGCUAAUGGCUUCUCUGAGGCAGUCACCCGAGUUGAGACUUGGGGAUGAGAUGCUUAUUUUCAUGUGCUGUUUUUGUUUUAAAUGUGUGAACAAAAGAGUCAAUAAAAUUAUAAAAGUGG